GGCAGCGACGCUCCAACUUCCUGCUUGCUUCGGCCCCGGGUUCAGAUACUGACGUGGGCAUCCGCCGAGUCCGUCAUUCAGUGCAGUUUAUGAAAAUGUGGUUUGCGUUCUGACAGUGGUAUGAAGUGAGCGGGGCCGGGGAGACGGGCUAAACUCCUACCGGAACCGUAGACUCGGCUUCGGUGGCCACAAUGCAUCGUCCCUCGGUCGGAGGCGGACAUGGACGGGACACCGGAACCGUGUUGGUUACGGCGCUCGCCGUCGUGUUGCUAUGCGCGGUCGGAGUUUCUGCCAUUCAAGAGGAAUCCAAAACAUUUCAGGAGCACAACCAACAGGAAAAAGCCUCCACCGCCCGCCCGGCGGAGCCCGCCGUCGUUGAGGAUCAGGAUGGCUCCAGCAAAGCCAACCUGGGCUUCAUCCACGCCUUCGUGGCUUCUUUCUCCGUCAUCAUCGUCUCUGAGUUGGGGGACAAGACCUUCUUCAUCGCGGCCAUCAUGGCCAUGCGCUAUAACCGCCUGACGGUGCUUACGGGGGCCAUUCUGGCUUUGGCCAUCAUGACCUGUCUUUCAGUGCUGUUCGGCUAUGCUGCCACAAUCAUCCCUAGAAUUUACACCUACUACGUCUCCACCGCCUUGUUUGCCAUCUUUGGGGUCCGAAUGCUGAGAGAAGGGCUGAAGAUGAGUCCAGAUGAAGGCCAGGAGGAGCUGGAGGAGGUGCAAGCAGAGAUUAAGAAAAAAGAUGAGGAGCUACAGCGCUCCAAACUGGCUAAUGGAACUGCUGAUUUGGAGGCAGGAACAGGGAUCACUCUACCUCAGACCAAGUGGUACAGCCUCUGCUCCCCCAUCUUCAUCCAAGCUUUCACCCUGUCCUUCUUGGCAGAAUGGGGCGAUCGGUCGCAGCUGACCACCAUCAUUCUAGCUGCCAGAGAGAACCCGUUUGGAGUUGCAGUGGGUGGCACAGUGGGACACUGUUUGUGCACUGGGCUGGCUGUGAUAGGAGGCAGAAUGAUUGCCCAGAGAAUAUCAGUCAGAACAGUUACGAUCAUUGGAGGGAUCGUCUUUCUGGCCUUUGCCAUCUCGGCUCUGUUCAUCAAGCCAGAAACUGGAUUGUAGCCUGGGAUGAAGGCCUUAGUUUCUCCCUGUAAAUAAGUGUACAUUAAGGUUAGAUAUGAGGGAAGGGCCGUAGUCUGACUGGGUUUGUGUCCAGCAGGCAUGGGAGGAGCGUUUCCCCUGAAGGCCUUUUUGAUCCACAAAUGUCUGAAGACUCAGGUACAGACUGGCACCAAAUCAGCCUAUGACGGCCCACAUCAUGUUACUUUACUUGGUACAGCUCAUGUAGUGUAGGACCCCCCCCCCCCCCCCCCCCCCCCCCAUCAUACACUAGAUCCAAGACUCCAGGAUUGUGAUGAAGACUGGAUUCCUGCCGGCUUUCUUUACAUGCUUCUGUGGCCUUGAGGCCCAUAUGCUGUACCUCUCUUACACUCUGUUAGGCAAUAAGUACAUAAAAAAAUAUUUUUGUUGGUUUUGCUUAUAAAUAUUUGUUUUCCUACUGACUGAUGCCCCCCCCCACACACACACAGACCUCACAGAAAAUCAUUGAAAAGAACCCAGCAGGGGAUUACAGAUUUGAGGCCUGUUUUGUCAUUUAAAACCUUUUCUGUAAAGAUAUCAAUAAGUAUUACCUGUUAUCUUCCAUAGGAGCUGCCUUAUGUCUUUUUUUUUGUCAUAGUAGGAUUUCUUAGAUGCUGAUUUAGGGUACUUCAUGUAUUCACAGGUUUGGAUCUGUACCCUCCUUUGGUGAAACUCUUUCAAUUCAUCCUCUUUGUUUAUUCCAGCAGUAGUGAAGGUGAGACCUCACUUUGCCUUUCAAACGGUGAAUGUCGGCCCUUUUAUUUGUGUUUGAGCUGCAGUACAUGGUUUCAUCAGACACUUUUAACUCUCUUAGUAUUCCUCCUGACAUGAAACGAAAGAAGGAAUAUAAUUGUUUUUAAACUGUACUCUUGUGAAACUUAAGUUUGUGUUUUUUUUCUGAAAGGACUGCAAACCUUUUCUGGAUCUCUAAUCAGUUUUGUUGGGUAAUAAAAUAAAGCACAGUGUGGUUAA
Messenger RNA from Oryzias latipes (Japanese medaka), 2102 nucleotides. It is a transcript of the gene tmem165, whose product is annotated as transmembrane protein 165. Gene Ontology annotation, biological process: calcium ion transmembrane transport; manganese ion transmembrane transport; Golgi calcium ion transport. The record is from RefSeq and is a predicted model, not a curated record. Gene Ontology annotation, molecular function: calcium ion transmembrane transporter activity; manganese ion transmembrane transporter activity. Gene Ontology annotation, cellular component: Golgi apparatus. NCBI's taxonomy places the organism in Eukaryota, Metazoa, Chordata, Actinopteri, Beloniformes, Adrianichthyidae.